AGCAGAGCAAGCAGACUGAAUUGUCUCCUCCUCCUGCUCUCUAAUCGGAACCAGAUGCUUCCUCGUGGACUGUUUUUAACCUCACGCGCCUCCCCUCCCUUUCUAGAGGGUUCGGGCUGUUCUGGUCCAGUUCUUCGUGCUGCUGAUUCCUCCUCACGCGUCCAGUUUAACUUUUGGUCUUCAUCAGCUGACGUCACAAAAGACAAAAGAAACCGCGAGCUAUACCGCCGUGAACCCCGCUGGACCUCACGGAGCACGGGACCGGAGGAGGGUCCGAAUUCGACCGCUUGAACACGUGACUGGUUGCGGAUCAGUGUUUUUGGGACUGUUCGGACACGAGUCGACACUUCUCCGAGUUGGGCUCAGAUCAGACCGGCACCAGAAGAGUCCCGCUGAUGUUUGCCCGUGAUGAAGGUGAUGAGGAGGUGAUGAGGAGGUGAUGCGGCGCCUCCUCAUGGUCCGCCGGUGCUGCUCCGGUCCGCUGCUGCUGCUGCUCGGUUUGUCGGUGUGUCUCCUCCUCGAGACCCUCAUGGGGGCCCGAAACCGGCUCCGGUCCGGACCGCGGCCCGCCGCCGACCUCCAGAACCAGGGGAGGCCUCGGCAGGAGGUUGCGAUGGAGGAGACGCAGAGGUGGGUCUCCUCUCUGGAGGCUCUGCGCGGAGAGACGCAGGUCCGGUUCUGGUCUCAGAAGGGGCGUCGGGCCGUGGUUCUGAUGGGUCGUCAGCUGGGGUCCGACCCGGAGGUACAGCUGUACCAGCGGGUCCUGCAGGAGAUGGACUACGAGGUCCAGCUCUCCAGAUACGCAGAGACCAGCAGCUUCCUGCGAACCAACCACGGUGUGAGGGGGUGGAGCCUGUUACUGUGUCUCAGUAGUUCAGAGAGAAGCUGUCUGAGGAGAAUCUCCUUCUCUCACCUGCAGCAUCAUCAGAGGGUAAAUUUGUUGCCCAGGGUGAUACAGGCUUUCUCUGAUGUAGGUGAAGGAUUGUGUCACUUCUACACCCAAUUAAACCUGACAGGUUCUGAAUUACCCAUGAUGCCACAUGCUUGUGGAUCGACCAACCAGAAGCUGCAGGCCCCCCAGGCAGUUUUGAGAGCCGAUAGACCCUCACCUGACGGAGCUCCGCCUCCUCCUCUGGUUGCCAUCGUGAAUGUUUACGUCCUGGUGACGUCGGUGAGGCCGCUGACUUCCUUCCUGCAUGAUGUCAGCGUGGUCACAACCAAUCAGGAGCAGCAGGGACGGCCCACAAAGCUCAGGAACUUCCUGCGGCAGCAGCUGGGACCCACCGUAUCCCAUCAUGCUUUGGGGCAGGUAAAGAAGGUGAUAGGUGAUGUGCUGCUGGCCGCGCUGUCAACCAAUCAGAAGCAACAGACUCACAGCAGGUGUGUGUUGUGUUACCAGCUGCUGACCUUCACCCUGCUCUUCAGGGGCUCCAUCACUCCGGUUGUAACCCAGGUGGAGACUGACCUAACAUUUUCUUCUCUGAGCCGAGACUCCUUUGAGGGGCAGAUUACCAGAGACCUGAUUCUGGAGGAGACGCUGCGCUUCCUGCACCUGUCCGCAGAGACACACCUGUCCCCAGAGACACACCUGUCCCCAGAGACGGGCACACAGGCGUACGGUGACUGCAGAGGGACACAUGGUGUCUGUUUGUCAGAGGAUGAGUUUCUUUUUCUGCUUCAGUUCCAUCGACAGAUGAGGACGCAUUCGGCUUUUCAGCUGAUGUAUCCCAGCUCCUCAUCCUCCUCCACUGGUCCUUCCAGCGUCUCAGAUCUACUGAUCCAAAUCAAUCAAUUCUAUGAACUUCAGAGGAACCAGAGCUACAAAACCGAUCACACAGAAGAACGGACCAAUCAGGAGCCAGCUGUAUCUCCUUCUCAGAAAGGGUUCGACCGUGGAGGACCCUGUUUGGACCCCCUCCUAAGGCAGAUCUACACUGCCCCCCCCCUCACCCUGACUCCGCCCUUCAGCCCCUGGGUGAAGGAGUAUCGCUCCAAGGUAACAUUUGACACGGUGACGGUUCGAAUCCGCCCGCAGCCCGUCAGCUCAGCAUGCCAGGUCCACCUGGACGAGCACCGAGGCCCCAGGAUGGCAAACUACCCAGUUGGCCUAGGUAACAGCAGGAUCAGCAUCCUGGUGACGGACGACAGCGGGCUGGAGCCCGUUGUCAUGAAAAUCUACACUGUCCACGUGUACCGGGAGAGCCGACCCAGUCUGCCAAUGUUCGGGGAGCAUGUGACAUGUGGCUUCCUGCAGGACUGUGGUCUGCUGGUUCAGCCUGGUCGAUCUUGUGGUCUCCAGCCUCUCAUCAAGACUCAGAGUCCACUUCAGACCUGCAGCUCUGGACAUGAACCAGGUAGGUGGGUGGUUCCGUGUCUCAGCUGUUCUGACAACAGAACGUGUGAUUGGAGGGAGGUUGCUUGGCAACCAGACAGCUGUUAUUACCCGUUGGUGGAUCGGCGCCUGCUUCAGGACUGUCUGACGGACAGGAAGGUGUUGUUCAUUGGUGACUCGACCAAUCGAGGGAUGAUGUACUUCCUGAUGGAACGGUUGAACUCCAGUCUGGAGGACUGGGGGAAAGCCCACGACACGCUGGUCUACAGGAACCUGAACAGGGACCAGACCCUGGUCAGCUACUCAUACUACCCUCAGUUCUGGUUGGAGAAGAAUCAGAGGCCUACCUUCAGACAAGCUUUGCUGCAGCUGAUCGGCCGGUCAAGACCUCUAGUGAACUCCAACCGGACCGUCCUGGUGGUGGGAGGAGUCCAGUGGCUCAGCACUGAUCACCUAAAGACGGUCAGAGAGGUGCUAAACAGCGAGUCUCUUGGAGAUGUCCUGGUGUUGGUGAAGUCCUUGGGGAUGGGCUUCCAUCUACCUGUGGACGGGAUCCGCUCCCUCAAUCUGAGAGAGGUCCAGGACCUCUACAGGGAGAACCAGAACGUCAUCGCUACCGCAAUGCAUCAUGGUUACGAGGCAAUCGACACGUUCGGCAUCACAAUGGGUCGAUACAAGGAGUUUAUGCAGGGUCGGUGCGCCUGCCACUUUCAUGAGGUGGUGAAGUUCUGGCCCUCCAGGCUCUUAGACGACCCAACGUCUACGACUAGAUCCACCGGAACAAGACCUGAACUCAGCAACCAAUCAGAUGAGCCGGACACUGUCCAGAGGGUGUGGCCUAAAGUGUUGUCCUAUCACGUGAGGGGACCAGUGAACCAGGUGUACUCUGAGAUCCUGCUGAGCCGCCUGUGUCCCCAAACCAGAGGCUGAACUCCUGUGUGUGUGGUUGUGUGUGUGUGUGUGUGUGUGUGUGUGUGUAUGUGUUUGUGUGUGUGUGUGUGUGUGUACGUGUGUGUGUGUGUGUGUAUGUGUGUGUGUGUGUGUGUGUGUGUGUGUGUGUGUGUGUGUGUGUACGUGUGUACGUACCCAGAUUCAAAGUUCCAAGAUGAGAUGAUAAAAACACCCUCCCCCACACGGUGAAGUCGGUAACCAUAAUAAUAAUAAUAUCUCACAUUGAAUGACUAAUAGGUCCUCCUGUCUGU
Pungitius pungitius (ninespine stickleback) is the source of this 3534-nucleotide messenger RNA. It is a transcript of the gene cped1, whose product is annotated as cadherin-like and PC-esterase domain containing 1. The transcript is spliced from 21 exons. NCBI's taxonomy places the organism in Eukaryota, Metazoa, Chordata, Actinopteri, Perciformes, Gasterosteidae. Bases 440 to 3262 code for a protein of 940 amino acids. The record is from RefSeq and is a predicted model, not a curated record.